AUUGAGAAUCUGCAGGAGCAGCUGUGUGAUAAGGACAAGCAGCUGGGGAACCUGAAGGACAGGGUGAAGUCUCUACAGACUGACUCCAGUAACACUGACACUGCACUGGCCACCCUGGAGGAGGCGCUCUCUGAGAAGGUACAGAACAUAGAGAUAUAGGGCCCAGAGUUUCAUGGUAGGAGAACUUAGAACCACAAGUUCAGGUCACAUGACCUGUAUAUGCAUUACUGAGUUUAGAUGGAAAUGUGAGCAACACACAAUUGAUCAAGAACUUGCUUUCAGUGUUGUUUUGUGGCUCGACUUUCCUCUGAAGAGAGACUGUAUGUUUUCAAAAGUAAUAAGGAUUAUGAUAUAGAUAGCUCUGUUGUGGUAGACAUAAUGUGUUGUGGUAGACAUAAUGUGUUGAUGGUAGACAUAAUGUGUUGUAGUAGACAUAAUGUGUUGAUGGUAGACAUAAUGUGUUGAUGGUAGACAUAAUGUGUUGAUGGUAGACAUAAUGUGUUGUAGUAGACAUAAUGUGUUGUAGUAGACAUAAUGUGUUGUAGUAGACAUAAUGUGUUGAUGGUAGAAAUAAUGUGUUGAUGUGACAUAUGUGUGAGUACAUAAUGUGUUGUGGUAGACAUAAUGGUGUUGAGUAGACAUAAUGUGUUGUAGAUAGUAGACAUAAUGUGUUGUAGUAGAAAUAAUGUGUUGUAGUAGACUAAUGUUUUGAUGGUAAAACAUAAUGUGUUGUAGUGGGACAUAAUGGUUGAUGGUAGGACAUAAUGUGUUGAUGGUAGACAUAAGUGUUGAUGGAAAGACAUAAUGUGUGGAUGGUAGAAAAAUGUGUUGUGGUAGACAUAAUGUUUUGAUGUUAGACAAUAAUGUUUUUGUAGUAGACAUAAUGUGUGAUGGUAGACAUAAUGUGUUGUGGGUGGGACUUUAAUGUGUUGAUGGUAGACAUAAUGUGUUGAUGGUACACAUAAUGUGUUGAGGUGGGACAUAAUGUGUUGUAGUAGACAAAGUGUUGAUGGUAGACAUAAUGUGUUGAUGGUGGGACAUUAAUGUUUUGUGGUAAAACAUAAUGUGUUGAUGGUAGACAAAAAUGUGUUGAUGGUAGACAUAAGUGUUGAUGGUAGACAUAAUGUGUUGAUGUUAGACAUAAUGUGUUGAUGGUAGACAUAAUAUGUUGAUGGUAGACAUAAUGUGUUGAUGGUAGACAUAAUGUGUUGUGGUAGACAUAAUGUGUUGAUGGUAGACAGAAUGUGUUGAUAGUAAACAUAAUGUGUUGAUGGUAGACAUAAUGUGUUGAUGUUAGACAUAAUGUGUUGUAGUAGACAUAAUGUGUUGAUGGUAGACAUAAUGUGUUGAUGGUAGACAUAAUGUGUUGUAGUAGACAUAAUGUGUUUAUGGUAGACAUAAUGUGUUGUAGUAGACAUAAUGUGUUGAUGGUAGACAUAAUGUGUUGAUGGUAGACAUAAUGUGUUGAUGGUAGACAUCAUGUGUUGUAGUAGACAUAAUGUGUUGAUGGUAGACAUAAUGUGUUAUGGUAGACAUAAGGUGUUGAUGGUAGACAUAAUAUGUUGUGGUAGACAUAAUGUGUUGAUGUUAGACAUAAUGUGUUUAUGUACAGUACCAGUCAAAAGUUUGGACACACCUACUCAUUGAAGGGUUUUUCUUUAUAUGUACUAUUUUCUACAUUGUAGAAUAAUAGUGAAGACAUUAAAUAACACAUAUGGAAUAAUGUAGUAACCAAAAAAGUGUUAAAGAAAUCAAAAUAUAUUUAAUAUUUGAGAUUCUUCAAAUAGCCACCCUUUGCCUUGAUGCCAGCUUUGCACCCUCUUGGCAUUCUCUCAACCAGCUUCACCUGGAAUGCUUUUCCAACAGUCUUGAAGGAGUUCCCACAUAUGCUGAGCACUUGUUGGCUGCUUUUCCUUCACUCUGCCGUCCGACUCAUCCCAAACCAUCUCAAUUGGGUUGAGGUCGGGGGAUUGUGGAGGCUAGGUCAUCUGAUGGUACAGUGGCAAAAAAAGUAUUUAGUCAGCCACCAAUUGUGCAAGUUCUCCCACUUAAAAAGAUGAGAGAGGCCUGUAAUUUUCAUCAUAGGUACACGUCAACUAUGACAGACAAAAUGAGAUUGUUUUUCUCCAGAAAAUCACAUUGUAGGAUUUUUAAUGAAUUUAUUUGCAAAUUAUGGUGGAAAAUAAGUAUUUGGUCAAUAACAAAAGUUUCUCAAUACUUUGUUAUAUACCCUUUGUUGGCAAUGACACAGGUCAAAUGUUUUCUGUAAGUCUUCACAAGGUUUUCACACACUGUUGCUGGUAUUUUGGCCCAUUCCUCCAUGCAGAUCUCCUCUAGAGCAGUGAUGUUUUGGUGCUGUCGCUGGGCAACACGGACUUUCAACUCCCUCCAAAGAUUUUCUAUGGGGUUGAGAUCUGGAGACUGGCUAGGCCACUCCAGGACCUUGAAAUGCUUCUUACGAAGCCACUCCUUCGUUGCCCGGGCGGUGUGUUUGGGAUCAUUGUCAUGCUGAAAGACCCAGCCACGUUUCAUCUUCAAUGCCCUUGCUGAUGGAAGGAGGUUUUCACUCAAAAUCUCACGAUACAUGGCCCCAUUCAUUCUUUCCUUUACACGGAUCAGUCGUCCUGGUCCCUUUGCAGAAAAACAGCCCCAAAGCAUGAUGUUUCCACCCCCAUGCUUCACAGUAGGUAUGGUGUUCUUUGGAUGCAACUCAGCAUUCUUUGUCCUCCAAACACGACGAGUUGAGUUCUUACCAAAAAGUUAUAUUUUGGUUUCAUCUGACCAUAUGACAUUCUCUCAAUCCUCUUCUGGAUCAUCCAAAUGCACUCUAGCAAACUUCAGACGGGCCUGGACAUGUACUGGCUUAAGUAGGGGUACACGUCUGGCACUGCAGGAUUUGAGUCCCUGGCGGCGUAGUAUGUUACUGAUGGUAGGCUUUGUUACUUUGGUCCCAGCUCUCUGCAGGUCAUUCACUAGGUCCCCCCGUGUGGUUCUGGGAUUUUUGCUCACCGUUCCUGUGAUCAUUUUGACCCCACGGGGUGAGAUCUUGCGUGGAGCCCCAGAUCGAGGUUGAUUAUCAGUGGUCUUGUAUGUCUUCCAUUUCCUAAUAAUUGCUCCCACAGUUGAUUUCUUCAAACCAAGCUGCUUACCUAUUGCAGAUUCAGUCUUCCCAGCCUGGUGCAGGUCUACAAUUUUGUUUGUGGUGUCCUUUGACAGCUCUUUGGUCUUGGCCAUAGUGGAGUUUGGAGUGUGACUGUUUGAGGUUGUGGACAGGUGUCUUUUAUACUGAUAACAAGUUCAAACAGGUGCCAUUAAUACAGGUAACGAGUGGAGGACAGAGGAGCCUCUUAAAGAAGAAGUUACAGGUCUGUGAGAGCCAGAAAUCUUGCUUGUUUGUAGGUGACCAAAUACUUAUUUUCCACCAUAAUUUGCAAAUAAAUUCAUUAAAAAUCCUACGAUGUGAUUUUCGGGAUAUUUUUUUCUCAAUUUGUCUGUCAUAGUUGACGUGUACCUAUGAUGAAAAUUACAGGCCUCUCUCAUCUUUUUAAGUGGGAGAACUUGCACAAUUGGUGGCUGACUAAAUACUUUUUUUCCCCACUGUACAUUUCUUGGUAAAAUAGCCCUUACACAGCCUGGAGGUGUGUUGGGUCAUUAUCCUGCUGAAAAACAAAUGAUAGUCCCACUAAGCCCAAACCAGAUGGGAUGGCGUAUCGCUGCAGAAUGCUGUGGUAGCCAUGCUGGUUAAGUGUGCCUUGAAUUCCAAAUAAAUCACAGACAAUGUCACCAGCAAAGCAACCCCACACCAUAACACAUCCACCUCCAUGCUUUACGGUGUGAACUACACAUGCGGAGAUCAUCCGUUCACCCACACCGCAUCUCACAAAGACACAGCGGUUGCAACCAAAAAUCUCCAAUUUGGACUCCAGACCAAAGGACACAUUUUCACCUGUCUAAUGUCCAUUGCUCGUGUUUCUUGCCCCAAGCUGGUCUCUUCUUCUUAUUGGUGUCCUUUAGUAGUGGUUUCUAUGCAGCAAAAUCGACCAUGAAGGCCUGAUUCACACAGUCCCCUCUGAACAGUUGAUGUUGAGAUGUGUCUGUUACUUGAACUCUGUGAAGCAUUUAUUUGGGCUGUAAUUUCUGAGGCUGGUAACUAAUGAACUUAUUCUCUGCAGCAGAGGUAACUCUGGUCUUCCAUUCCUGUGGCGGUCCUCAUGAGAGCCAGUUUCAUCAUAGUGCUUGAUGGUUUUUGCGACUGCAAGUUCUUGAAAUGUUCCGUAUUGACUGACCUUCAUGUCUUAAAGUAAUGAUGGCCUGUCGUUUCUCUUUGCUUAUUUGAGCUGUCCUUGCCAUAAUAUGGACAUGGUCUUUUACUAAAAAGGGCUAUCUUCUGUAUACCCCCCCUACCUUGUCACAACACAACUGAUUGGCUCAAACGCAUUAAGAAGGAAAGAAAUUCCACAAAUUAACUUUUAAGAAGGCACAUCUGUUAAUUGAAAUGCAUUCCAGGUGACUACCUCAUGAAGCUGGUUGAGAGAAUGCCAAGAGUGUGCAAAGUGUCAUCAAGGCAAAGGGUGGCUAUUUGAAGAAUCUCAAAUAUAAAAUAUAUUUUGAUGUGUUUAACACUUUUGGUUACUACAUGAUUCCAUAUGUGUUAUUUCAUAGUUUUGAUGUAUUCACUAUUAUUCUACAAUGUAGAAAAAAUUGGAAUAAUAAAGAAAAACCCUUGAAUGAGUAGGUGUUCUAAAACGUUUGACUGUUGGUGUAUGUAUGUCUCUCUCUCUCAGGAGCGGAUAAUAGAGAGACUGAAGGAGCAGAGAGCGAGGGAGGACAAUGAGAGGAUGGACGAGGUAGAGUCCUAUAAGAAGGAGAACAAGGACCUCAAGGAGAAAGUCAACACCCUCCAUAUGGAAUUAACAGAGAAGGAGGUCAGUGUGUGUGUGUGCAUGUGUGUGUGCGUGUGUGUGUGUGUGUGCAUUUGCGUGUGUGUGUGCAUUUGCGUGUGUAUUUGUUUGUGAGCACAUGUGUAUUGCAUGAGCAAUUGGCAGUGAACAGUGAGCAAAAUAAUUGUACCAUUUAAAAUGCAUGGGACGCUGCUCCCUCUGGCAGUGUGACUCAGUUAGGCCUGUUCAGUGUUUCUACUGCGCUGUGCCACCUGGUCUGGACUGGUCCUAACUGUCAGUGCUGUCCCUGUCUGUCCCCCUGCAGUCCAGUCUCAUUGACCUGAAGGAGCAUGCCUCCUCCCUGGCCUCCUCCAGCCUGAAGAAAGAGUCCAAGCUAAAGUCUCUGGAGAUGGCCAUCGAGCAGAAGAAAGAGGAGUGUAGUAAGUUGGAGACACAGUUACAGAAGGUAGGUGUCCUAGCACUGCAUCACUUAAAAGUGUCAAUGGAAGUGGGGAAUACAUGGCUGGGAUUCAAAGAUACAGCAUUCUCCCAGAGGCCUUUGCGGUUUCAUUCUGAUGUCUAUUUUGUAAACUAGCAAUGACCACCUGAACAACUCAUUUGGGACGGCCUCAGUGAUUUAGUCUGUCACAGUUAAAAUCACUGUUAGAAUCCCUGCUAAAUGGAUGGAGAGGAUUUAUAGUAACACUGUAUGGUACAGAGCUUACUUAUGUUUGAUAAUGGAGAUGAACCUACAGUGCAUUGUGCACAGUUCAGCCAGUAUAAGUGGUUCAAUGGAACAAGUGGAAGAGAUCCCUUUUAUACCAUGAUAAUCUCCUCUACUAAUCUGCUUCUCUUCAGUUGCAUUUUUACAAUUCAGUCUAAACCUGCAGUAUGUAGACAGUGUUAUACCUGUAUGGCUGAUGAAGACUUUUACUUUACCCUGCAUCAAGUCCAGCUGGCAGGGAUAGUCACAUUAAAAGGGAAGUUCAGUAUUGCAUGUUUUCCCUUAUCACUUACAUUGAUUUUUAGCUAGCUGUGGCUAAAGUUAGCUGAAGUUUGUAGUGGCUGUUUAAAGAAAACCGAACCAUGUAUUACAGAUUCUCCUGGCCCAUAGACUACUUUCAGUACGAGGAACCAUCUUACAUUAGGUUGGAAAAUACUGAACUUCCCAUUUAAACCACAAAUUAUUCAAGCAUGUUUCAUUAAUCCAAUUUUUGAAGAAAAAAAUAAUUAUUCAUUGCUAUAAUACAGUAACAUCCUCAAUUCAAUACCAUUUUGGUUACAACCCGGUUAUGUGUGCUAUCCCUGCUGGUUACUGGACUUGAGCGUGUGUAAAGCUGCCAUGUUCUAUCUGUCAUGGUUGAUAACAGGGUUGGGGUCAAAUUCGAAAAGGAGGUAGUCAAUUCAGGAAGUGAUUUGAAUUUAAACUUUAAACAUUGAACAUCUUUUGAAAUAAAUAGCUUCUACUUUUAAGUGUAUUGAGAAGUCAAUGAAAAUACUGUAGAUGGCUUUUUGAUCAAUUAUUGAAUUGGAAUUUCAGUUUACUUCCUGAAUUGACUGCCUUCAAUUCAACUUAAACAAAACCCUGGUGGAUCAUUUUGAAGCAUUCUCUACUAUUAGCAUGUCUGAUAUAUACCACCUCAUCAGUCCCUGCCAACACACAUCCUUUUUACAAUGCUGCUGCUGCUACUAUUACACACAUACACAACGCUGUAGCAACAUUGUGAAAACGUCCAAUCCUCCAUAAAUUCCCUGCUUGUUAAAACCCUCUUAUCAACGGAAUCAAAUAAUGUUGUUUUGACUUCCUAUAGUGAUAGACUGGAAAAACUAAAUCAGAGUAUUCCGCAUUUAAUUAACUUACUAACUGGAUACUAUUGGACCAGUUAUGUCUGGUCGUCACUAGUUACCACAAUCACAAAGUAAUAAACCCUGCCUAUUUCUACAGUUUCUCUCCUUAAAAUCUAUUUUUUUUUAAACCUAACCUCAACCCUAACCUUAACCAUAAUGCUAACCUUAUGCCUAACCCUAACCUUAAAUACAUUUUUGUUUUCAUACAUUUUUACAAUGUAGCCAAUUUUGACUUUGUGGCUGUGAUAAUUAGUGGAAACCGUUAUGUCUGGAUAACGUUCAGAUAAUGUUCCUACGACACCGUAGAACCACUAAGAUGGGGAGCUGAGAUGUCCAUCAGAUCUCCCCCUUGUGUCCCUCUGUCCCAUAACCACCCAUUCUGUAUCCUCCUCCUCCUCACUCCUCCUCCUCCUCACUCCUCCUCCUCCUCCUCCUCCUCCUCCUCCUCCUCCUCCUCCUCCUCCUCCUCCUCCUCCUCCUCCUCCUUCCUCUGUUCCUCUCCAGUGGUGCUAGCUGUCUCAACCAUAGAAAUAAAAUUACCAAAAUCAAGUCAAUGUUCCAUGAUGGGUAGACCGGCUUCCGAAUUGUGUGUAAUUUUAUUUAUAUGGUCUCAACAUACUGUUCAACAUGUACAGUAACAUGUACAUUAAACAUGUUCUCUAUAUUGAUACUGCUUUAACAUGUAACAUGUAGGCUAACAUGUAACAUAUUUGUUCUUAGCCUGGUCCCAGAACUGUCUGUUUGGCAUGACAAAGACCAUAGGAGUUGGCAAGACAGCACAAACAGAUCUGGUACCAGGCUAGUCUGUUCUACCCUGAUCCCGCUGUUUCUACUCUCCUCUGGCUAAUGGAGCUACAUGCUAAUGCUAUCUUCCCCGGUCUCCCCCCUCCCCCUCCCUCCUCAUCUCCCCACUUCACCACCUUCCUUUGCAAUGUAGCAAGCAGAGCAGCUGUUCAGUCAGAUGAACAACCCUGUAAGUCCUUCUUUGCUCUGUCCGGAGCUCUCUGUGGUGGCAUUUAUUGAAAGCAUGAGGACACCCACCAAAAGCUACUCUAAAAUCCUGGAACAUGCUAGCUAGCUAGUGGGUAAUUAUGCCAUGGUCACAUGGUCUCAGUCCCACUGUCCCUGGUAUCUCUUUCAGAUAAUGUAGAUGCAUGUUGACCUUUGCACUGUAUAAGUAUGAUUUCGCUUUCCAACUACACACAUAUUAGCCUCUGUUCUGGGUGAACACAGUGUGAGGUGAGCAUUUAGCUUAGCAUUUAGCUUAACAUUUAGCUUAGCAUUUAGCUUAUCUUAGCAUAGCUUGCUAUCUGUAUGAACACACAGUUUGGGUUCUGUUUCUUUGCAUCCUGAUAGAUAGCCUAAUCUACCGUUGUUGCUCAACCCUUGGUCUCUGUUAGAAAGAAUUGUAUUAAGACUUGUACAAUGGUGAUAUAAUGUGUUUUUCACUGUGGUCGAAGCUUCAAAGCAAAAAAAAAGGGAGUUAUGGAUAGUUUCUUCUUCUAUAGUGUUCUCACAUCCGGCAUCAUGACUUAUGACUGAUAGUAAGAUACCAAGAUAUCAAUCAGCUCUGUACCAUUAUUUUAACAAACUCUGAAUUAAUAAUCAACACAUUUUUGUCUAACUGUAGGCCUUGCAUACCUGUAUAGGGCCUAUAGGUGUGUGUCCCAAACAGCAGCCUACUCCCUAUAUAGUGCACUACUUUUGACCAGGGCCCAAAGGCUAGUCUUAUCAGUUAGAGGUAAAAAUGUAUGCACACAUGACUGUAAGUCGCUUUGGAUCAAAGCGUCUGCUAAAUGGCAUAUUAUAUUAUAUUAUAGAGGGACACAACUGACGCCACCCACCGCUGAGACCUUUAGAUUCCCCGAAACUGUUGGUGCUUACCUUACUCCUCAUGCUUGAAAUAUGUCACUUGUUGUCACUGCUGGAUUGUCCUGACUCUGUUCAUAGGGAAAGCAUUGCAAAGAUUGUCUUCUCAGCUGUGUUGGUUUGCAUGCUAUGAUUGGUCCUCCUUGUUAUCGCACGCUUUGUUUUAUCGUCACCGUUUGGCUCCCUUCACUGUCUACAUGUUAAUAAGUGGUCAAUAGAACAGAGGUGUAAUAUUAAACUUCUAACACUGGCAAUGGUUGAUGUGGCUCAAUGUGGUGAUCUAUAUUUAUCUAGUCAUGCUCUCUCGUUGUGUUAGGUCUAUUGUGUUGCUCUGUUGUGUUAGGUCUGUUGUGUUGGUCUGUUGUGUUAGGUCUGUUGUGUUAGGUCUGUUGUGUUAGGUCUGUUGUGUUAGGUCUGUUGUGUUGGUCUGUUGUGUUAGGUCUGUUGUGUUGGUCUGUUGUGUUAGGUCUGUUGUGUUGGUCUGUUGUGUUAGGUCUGUUGUGUUGGUCUGUUGUGUUAGGUCUGUUGUGUUAGGUCUGUUGUGUUGGUCUGUUGUGUUGGUCUGUUGUGUUGCUCUGUUGUGUUGCUCUGUUGUGUUGCUCUGUUGUGUUGCUCUGUGACUGUCAGCAUUGCCGAUGUGAUGUCUCAGAUGUGUUGUAACUUAGACACACUAGAGGUGAUGAGGUGUGAUUUUCCAUAGAGAUAUGAGAGGAGAGGCCUCCUGUAGCUCAGUUGGUAGAGCAUGGCGCUUGCAACGCCAGGGUUGUGGGUUCGAUUCCCACGGGGGGCCAGUAUGAAAAAUGUAUGCACUCACUAACUGUAAGUCGCUCUGUUUAAGAGCGUCUGCUAAAUGACUAAUGUAAAAAUGAGAGUGAUUCUACCAAGUGAUUAUAACUAGUGCCUGAAUUCACAAAGCAUCUCAGAGUAGGAGUGCUGACCUAGGAUCUGUUUAAUAUUUUAGAUCAUAAUGAAUACGAUUAUAUUGUCAGGUGAGGACCUGAUCCUAGAUCAGCACUCCUACUGGGAGAUGCUUUGUGGAUACAGGCCCUGGUCCUGUCCUUCCUGUACACACGGGGCCUGUUUCCCCAACCCAGAUUAAUCCUGCUUCUGGACUAAAAUAAAUGUAUGAUAAAUGUUGAAUCUCCAUUGAAAGUGCUCUUUUGACCAGGACUAGGCUUAAUCUGUUUCUGGGAAAUUGGCCCACAGUCUGCUUUGGCUCCUAAAAAGUUAUUGUUAUGAGGUCAGCAAGUCUGUAAGAACCUACUCAGGUAAACGAAUGAUACUAAAUGACAGAUGUACAAAUCUCAACUGUUCCAUAUCGCUUGUUUUUCUUGUUAGCAUUAGCAUAUUGUAACAGGCACAAGUAGCCUUCAGUUCCAAUCACUCUGGUACAGUAGUCUCACAGGACUGGUUAAUUUAAUGGAGCUAAAUAACAGUCUCAGUCAGAGCUAAUGAGCCAUAGCAGUACUGAUGUCCCCUGUUCACUAUGCUUUAUUCAUACAGUACAGAGAGAGGGAAAGAGGGAGAGAGAAGCGAGAGGCGAGUGAGUAGUUCAUUAAAGACACUGACUAACUGUGGAGCUUGUCUGUUCUGGGUUAUCUCCCCUUUCUCCUAUUUGUGUGAGUUGGUGCGUGCAUGCCUGUGCGUGUGUUCCAUGCAUGCGUACGUGUGUGUGUUCAUUCCUGCCUCCAUUUGUGUGUGUGUGUGUUUUUCCCCAUAUCCAUGACCAUGCAGAAGGCCCAUGAGGUCCAUGAGGUCCAGCAGCAGCAGCAGGUGGGGCUGGGCUCCAGGGGGAACCCAGAGUAUGUGGAGCGGGAGCGGGAGCAGCGAGUCAAGCUCCUAGAGAAGGAGGUUUCCUACUACAAGGAGGAGUCUGGCAAGGCCCAGGCCGAGGUGGAUAGGCUACUAGCCAUCCUCCGAGAGGUGGAGACUGAGAAGAAUGACAAGGAUAAGAAGAUCGCCGAGCUGGAAAGGUAACUGGGCUAUACUACCCUUAGCUUUACAUUUCUAUGGUACUCAGCAGAAGUGUUAUAUAUAUUUACAGAUAUGUCAAGUAUGUAGGUGGUCCUCUGUAGCUCAGCUGGUAGAGCACGGCGCUUGUAACGCCAAGGUAGUGGGUUCGAUCCCCGGGACCACCCAUACACACAAAAAAAAAUGUAUGCACGCAUGACUGUAAGUCGCUUUGGAUAAAAGCGUCUGCUAAAUGGCAUAUUAUUAUUAUUAUAAUAGAUAAAUAUAUUGAUGUUGAGGAGUUGGAGGUGUGGCGUAAGUAUGGAAGUGCUAUGGAUGGAUAGAGAAACAGACAGAAUUAUAGAUAAAUAUAAACAUAUUUGUUGAACUGAUUAUCAGACUAACACCAUAUCCCCGGGUUAACGUCUAAGGCAAUACUAUUACUUACUGUUAAUGCAAUGUUUGAAAGUCUUAUUUAAUCACUACAAAUCACUUGAUUGAGUCACAGUAUGAAUGGGGGUUUUGAUCGUUUUUUUGUGAGCAAGCAAGGCUAUGGGUGAAACUCCUACAAUGUGCAGCGAAGGUCAUUGUAUUUGUAUGAAAAUGCACUGGAUGUGAGGGUCCUCUCCAAAAGGCCUUGUGUUGACUGCUUUAUUGCUAUGCGUUGUUUCUGUAACUCUGUGCAAGUUGGCUUUAAUGUGCUCUUGUGUAGUUAAUGUACUCUCUCAUCCUGUCUUUGUUGAUAUAUGGAUGUUACGUCAUCCUGUAAAUCCCCCCCCGCCCGCCCGGGUAUUGUGCUGACUGAAAUCUACAUCCUGCUUAUAGAGUAUUGAUGAAUAUUUUAGUGUAAAAUAUUGCAGAAAAUGGUGGGUCAAACUGUAUGUGCUCGCCACAUGAGCGCCCCCUGGCAAUAAUACGGUGCCAUUGCAUUUCAGUGUGUCAUACUCAUGCUGUGACUGAUUCAUUUAACUGAGUGUUUCUGUCCUUCUUUACCAUCUUCGCCCAAAUCUUCCCCCCUUUAUAUUUUCCUUGUUCAUGCCAACGUCUCCUUUUUCCCUCUCUCCCUUCUUCCGUGUCACCUCUCUCUCUCUCUCUCUCUCUGUAUCUCCCCAACACUUUCCCCUCACCCUCCUCCUCACGCUCCUCCUCCUAUUCCCCCUGGCACAGCCCCCCUCACCUUUCCCCUGUCCCUCGCCCUGGCUUCGGCCUUGGCCCCGGCUCUGGCCCCGUCCCUCGUCACGGUCCCGGUGGUAGAGCUCCCCCUGACCCGCUCCCCCCUGUGUCCGCUGCCCCCCAGCAGAUUGGGGGCAUGGUGUGGGACUUCCUGGGAAAGUGAGUGCUCUGCCCCUGGCACUUCAGCUCGGCUGCCCUCGUGGUUUACGUCUGCGACUGCACCUGCAUCUGGUCUCACCUGUUCAUUUCUUUGGUUUGAUUUGGAAGCCCAUCGGCCCAUCCAUGUUAUGUAAAGAUCACUAGAUCUGUUGUGCAAAUUUUACAGCAGAAGUCUUGUCUGCACCGGUGUGUGUGUAUCUUAUGUUGUCUGUGCAUGUCUUCAGCCUGCUUCUCCACCCGUGUCUGCACACACUUUAUGACUCAGUAACUAAGGUGAGAAUGGGCAAUUGAAAACAAGCAAUGUUAUAUAUGACUAAACAAACUAUAUCAAAAACCAAUCAUCUACAUUAGCAUGUAUGAAUAAAUACUUAAAUAUUUGUAUUAAUACUGAACUAAUACUGUAUGCAUUAGAUUUUACAUAUAAAAGCCAUAAGGACGUCAUAUAUUUCUCAUAUACAGUAUGUAAGUUUCAACACAUACAGUGCAUUCAGAAAGUAUUCAGACCCCUUGACUUUUUCCAAAUUUUAUUCUAAAAUGGAUUCAUUAUGUAUUUUUUCUCAUCAAUCUACACACAAUAACCCAUAAUGACAAAGCAAAAACAGGUUUCUAUAAAUGUUUGCAAAUGUAUUAAAAAUAAACAUCAGAAAUACCUUAUUUACAUAAGUAUUCAAUCCCUUUGCUAUGAGACUCGAAAUUGAGGUCAGGUGCAUCUUGUUUCCAUUGAUCAUCCUUGAGAUGUUUCUACAACUUGAUUGGAGUCCACCUGUGGUAAAUUCAAUUGAUUGGACAUGACUUGGAAAGGCACACACCUGUCUAUAUAAGGUCCAACAGUUGACAGUGCAUGUCAGAGCAAAAUUUCAAGCCAUGAGGUCGAAGGAAUUGUCCAUAGAGCUCCGAGACAGGAUUGUGUCGUGGCACAGAUCUGGGGAAGGGUACCAAAAAAUGUCUGCAGCAUUGAAGGACCCCAGGAACACAGUGGCCUCCAUCAUUCUUAAAUGGAAGACGUUUCGAACCACCAAGACUCUUCCUAGAGCUGGCUGCCCGGCCAAACUGAGCAAUAGGGGGAGAAGGGCCUUGGUCAGGGAGGUGACCAAGAACCCGAUAGUCACUCUGACAGAGCUCCAGAGUUCCUCUGUGGAGAUGGUAGUACCUUCCAGAAGGACAACCAUCUCUGAAGCACUCCACCAAUCAGGUCUUUAUGGUAGCGUGGCCAGACGGAAGCCACUCCUCAGUAAAAGGCACAUGACAGCCCGCUUGGAGUUUGACAAAAGGCACCUAAAGGACUCUCAGACCAUGAGAAACAAGAUUCUCUGGUCUGAUGAAAUUAAGAUUGAACUCUUUGGCCUGAAUACCAAGCGUCACAUCUGGAGGAAACCUGGCACCAUCCCUACGGUGAAGCAUGGUGGUGGCAACAUCAUGCUGUGGGGAUUUUUUUCAGCGGCAUGGACUGGGAGACUAGUCAGCAUCGAGGGAAAGAUGAACGGAGCAAAGUACAGAGAGAUCCUUGAUGAAAACCUGCUUCAAAGCGCUCAGGACCUCAGACUGGUGCGAAGGUUCACCUUCCAACAGGACAACGACCCUAAGCACACAGCCUAGACAACACAGGAGUGGCUUCGGGAGAAGUCUCUGAAUGUCCUUGAGUGGCCCAGCCAGAGCCCCGGACUUGAACCCGAUCGAGCAUCUCUGGAGAGACCUGAAAAUAACUGUGCAGUAACGCUCCCCAUCCAACUUGACAGAGCUUGAGAGGAUCUGCAAAGAAGAAUGGGAGAAACUCCCCAAAUACAGGUGUGCCAAGCUUGUAGCGUCAUACCGAAGAAUACUUGAGGCUGUAAUCGCUACCAAAGGGGCUUCAACAAAGUAUUGAGUAAAGGCACUGAAUGCUUAUACAAAUGUGAUAUUUCAGUUUUUUUUUUUAUACGUGCAAACAUUUCUAAAAAACAGUUUUUGCUUAGUGAUUAUGGGGUAUUGUGUGUAGAUUUCAUCCAUUUUAGAAUAAGGCUGUAACGUAACAAAAUGUGGAAAAAGUCAAGGGGUCUGAAUACUUUUCGAAUGCAUAUCAUAUGUAUUCCUUUCAUUUCCUGGAUGAUAUUUCAUUUGACAGUCCUGUUAUGUCCCUUUACCAUGAACUCACUCUCAUUACAACAGAGUACCAUUAUAGGAUCUGUACUGUAGCAAAUGCACAUAUUGUACAUGUACCUUACACAUAUACAAUAACCAGACACUGAUUCCACACACACACACAUGCACACACUCACACACACACUUUUUUUCUGUGGCCUUUUGUGUGUUGGCUGUUUGGUGUAGCUUCGGUACACUCUUAGAAAAAAGGGUUCCAGAAGGGUUCUUCGUCUGUCCCCAUAGGAUAAUCCUUUUUGGUUCCAGGGGAAAGUGUUCUACAAAGGGUUCUCCUAUGGGAAUAGCUGAAGAACCAUUUUAGGUUCUAGAUAGGACCUUCCUACACUCUUAGAAAAAAAGGAACCCUUUGAAGAAGCCUUUUUGGUUCCAGGUAGAACCCUUUUGGUUCCAGGUAGGACCCUAUUGGGUUCCAUGUAGAACCCUUUCCCCUGGAACCAAAAAGGAUUCUCCUAUGGGGACAGACGAAGAACCCUUCUGGAACCCUUUUUUCUAAGAGUGUAGGAAGGUCUUUAGAGCUGAGUCCUUCUCCUGCUGUGAGCAUGCUGCUUCCCCUGCUCAUUCCUACCCCGCAUCUGACCACCUUCACCCCAAACCCUCCCCCAGAACCAACCUCACCCUUCGAUGUUCUGAUACCAUCACCCCUCCCCAGAACCACCCUCAACCUUCACUGCUCCGAUACCUCCACCCCUAACCCUCCCCCAGAACCACCCUCACCCUUCUCUGUUCCGAUACCUCCACCCCUCCUCCAGAACCAUCCUCAUCCUUCACUGCUUCGAUACCUCCACCCUACUACUAACAGUGACUCCCACCUUCUCUACACUGACCUAUGCCCUGCUCUCCCCUGCCCUCUCCCCUUCCCUAUCCAGCUUGCUGUGCCCGAUGUAAAUGCUAGCUCUCAGCCUAGUAGCCUGGCCUGCAUGACUAGAGCUGCUGUGCUCCAGGUCAACAGUGUUUUGCUCUGUGAGUGAGCUGUUUAGUAGGUAGGGUCUGUAUGUACUGUCCCCCUCUGUCUGGCUGUCUGCCAUGGCUCCCUUGACUGGUUCCCUUGACUGGUUCCCUUGCUGCCUUGCCCACUUGGUCUCCUCUCCUCCUUGCUGUUUAGUAUACUAGCUCUCUCGUCCCCCCCCCCCCCCCCCUCCUACUAGUCUACCCUCGCUCACUCCCCCUCUCUCUAUCACGGCUAGUGUCCUCUGUCCCCUCUGUCUGACUGACUGCAUGCCCGGCCCACACUCACAGGCUAUGCAGCCAGCAGCUAAUACAAAGACAUACAGGGUUCUAACCUGGCUGUCAGAGGAGAAGGUGUAUCCUGUGCAUCCCGCGUUAGCUAUGUCCGUUAGGCUGCUGUGUCUUCCAGUGACUGUCUCUCAUUGGUGCCUCUGAUGAUGAUGAUGAUGAUGAUGAUGAUCUUUCCCUGUCUGUUUCUGACUGUGUACACUCUGACCUAUUCUGGUUCUGGGUCCUCGGUUGUCCUUCUUCUUGUCUGAUUCUAAUGUUUUAUUUUUUUACUCUUCUCCUCCUGUCUCCUGUGUCUGUCCACUGUUUCCUCUUGUCCUGCCAUCCCUCCUUACACCUCCUCCUCCUCUUCCUCCUCUUCCUCCACUCUUCCGUCUGCAGCCUAGCUCCCAGGUAAGUAGCGAACCUUCAUUAGCACCCCCCCAUCUCCCCCCCCACCACCACCAGCCCCAUCCCUUCACCUGAGAGGUGCGACUCCCCCCUACUAUUCUAACUCUGGUGCCUAAACCUGUGAGCCAUUUCAGAGAUCUCUAAACAUAUUAACAUGGACAUGUAUAUGUCUCAUCUGUGUCUCAUGUCUCCUGAAUGUUGUUCAUUGGUUUUAGAUUCAAAUUUCAGUGUCAGUUACAGUACCUGUAUGUCUAACCUGAGUUUCUUGAUGUGCCAUAUAUAUACUGAACAAAAAUAUAAAUGUAACAUGCAACAAUUUCAAAGAUUUUACUGAGUUACAGUUCAUAUAAGGAAAUCAGUCAAUUGAAAUUAAUUCAUAAGCCCCUAAUCUAUGGAUUUCACAUGACUGGGAAACAGAUAUGCAUCUGUUGGUCAAGGAUGCCUUAAAAAAAAGGUAGGGGCGUGGAUCAGAAAACCAGUCAGUAUCUGGUGUGACCACCAUUUGCCUCAUGCAGCACAACAUAUCUCCUUCCCAUAGAGUUGAUCAGGCUGUUGAUUGUGGCCUGUGGAAUGUUGUCCCACUCCUCUUCAAUGGCUGUGCGAAGUUGCUGGAUAUUGGCGGGAACUGGAACACGCUGUCGUACACGUCGAUCCAGAGCAUCCAAAACAUGCUCAAUGGCUGACAUAUCUGGUGAGUAUGCAGGCCAUGGAAGAACUGGGACAUUUUCAGCUUCCAGGAAUUGUGUACAGAUCCUUGCGACAUGGGGCCAUGCAUUAUCAUGCUGAAACAUGAGGUGAUGGCAGCAGAUGAAUGGCACGACAAUGGGCCUCAAGAUCUCGUCACAGUAUCUCUGUGCAUUCAAAUUGCCAUCUAUAAAAUGGCAAUUUGUUCAUUGUCUGUAGCUUAUGCCUGCCCAUACCAUAACCCCACCACCACCAUGGGGCACUCUGUUCACAACGUUGACAUCAGCACACCGCUCGUCCACGUGAUGGCAGACAAUGCUGUCUGCCAUCUGUAACGCUGUCUGCCAUCUGCCCGGUAGAGUUGAAACCGGGAUUCAUCCGUGAAGAGUACACUUCUCCAGCAUGACAGUGGCCAUCGAAGGUGAGCAUUUGCCCACUGAAGUCAGUUACGACGCCGAACUGCAGUCAGGUCAAGACCCUUGUGAGGACGACGAGCACACAGAUGAGCUUCCCUGAGAUGGUUUCUGACAGUUGGUGCAGAAAUUCUUCGGUUGUGAAACCAACAGUCUCAGACGAUCCCGCAGGUGAAGAAGCCGGAUGUAGAGGUCCUCGGCUGGCGUGAUUUCACGUGGUCUGCGGUUGUGGAGCCGGUUGGACGUACUGCAAAAUUCUCUGAAAUGACAUUGGAGGCGGCUUGUGAUAGACAAAUUAACAUUAAAUUCACUGGCAACUGCUCUGGUGGACAUUCCUGCAGUCAGCAUGCCAAUUGCACGCUCCCUCAAAACUUGAGACAUCUGUGACAUUGUUAUGUGACAAAACGCACAUGUUAGAGUGGCUUUUUAUUGUCCCCAGCACAAGGUGCACCUGUGUAAUGAUCAUGCUGUUUAAUCAACUUCUUGAUAUGCCACACUUGUCUGGUGGAUGGAUUAUCUUGGCAAAGGAGAAAUGCUCACCAACAGGGAUGUAAACAAAUUUGUGGACAAAAUGUGAGAAAAAUAAGCUUUUUGUGCAUGUGGAAAAUUUCAGCUAUCUUUUAUUUCAGCUCAUGAAACACGGGACCAACACUUUAUUUUGUUCAGUGUAUAUACAGUUGAAGUUGGAAGUUUACAUACACUUAGGUUGGAGUCAUUAAAACUAUUUUUUCAACCACUCCACAAAUUUCCAGUUAACAAACUACAGUUUUGGUAAGUCGGUUAGGACAUCUACUUUGUGCAUGACACAAGUAAUUUUUCCAACAAUUGUUUACAGACAGAUUAUUUCACGUAUAAUUCACUGUAUCACAAUUCCAGUGGGUCAGAAGUUUACAUACACUAAGUUGACUGUGCCUUUAAACAGCUUGGAAAAUUCCAGGAAAAGAUGGCUUUAGAAGCUUCUGAUAGGCUAAUUGACAUAAUUUGAGUCAAUUGGAGGUGUACCUGUGGAUGUAGUUCAAGGCCUACCUUCAAACUCAGUGCCUCUUUGCUUGACAUCAUGGGAAAAUCAAAAGAAAGCCAAGACCUCAGAAAAAAGAUUGUAGACCUCCACAAGUCUGGUUCAUCCUUGGGAGCAAUUUCCAAACGCCUGAAGGUACCACGUUCAUCUGUACAAACAAUAGUAUGCAACUAUAAACACCAUGGGACCACACAGCCGUCAUACUGCUCAGGAAGGAGACGCGUUCUGUCUCCUAGAGAUGAAAGUACUUUGGUGCGAAAAGUGCAAAUCAAUCCCAGAACAACAGCAAAGGACCUUGUGAAGAUGCUGGAGGAAACAGGUACAAAAGUAUCUAUAUCCACAGUAAAACAAGUCCUAUAUCAACAUAACCUGAAAGACCGCUCAGCAAGGAAGAAGCCACUGCUCCAAAACCGCCAUAAAAAAGCCAGACUACGGUUUGCAACUGCACAUGAGGACAAAAAUCAGACUUUUUGGAGAAAUGUCCUCUGGUCUGAUGAAACAAAAAUAUAACUGUUUGGCCAUAAUGACCAUCUUUAUGUUUGGAGGAAAAAGGGGGGAAACUUGCAAGCCGAAGAACACCAUCCCAACCGUGAAGCACGGGGGUGGUAGCAUCAUGCUAUGGGGGUGCUUUGCUGCAGGAGGGACUGGUGCACUUCACAAAAUAGAUGGCAUCAUGAGGAAGGAAAAUUAUGUGGAUAUAUUGAAGCAACAUCUCAAGACAUCAGUCAGGAAGUCUUCCAAAUGGACAAUGACCCCAAGCAUACUUCCAAAGUUGUGGCAAAAUGGCUUAAGGACAACAAAGUCAAGGUAUUGGAGUGGCCAUCACAAAGCCCUGACCUCAAUACUAUAGAACAUUUGUGGGCAGAACUGAAAAAGCAUGUGCGAGCAAGGAGGCCUACAAACCUGACUCAGUUACACCAGCUCUGUCAGGAGGAAUGGGCCAAAAUUCACCCAACUUAUUGUGGGAAGCUUGUGGAAGGCUACCCGAAACGUUUGACUCAAGUUAAACAAUUUAAAGUCAAUGCUACCAAAUACUAAUUGAGUGUAUGUAAACCUCUGACCCACUAUUUACCUAUAAAGUACAGUAAACAAAGUAUUAGUAAUGCCUCAAAAGUUGAUUCCCCAACCCAAAGGGACGUAGGAACCAUUGGUACCGGAAGUUCUGCUUGUGGUGCAGUAAGACGGUGACUAGUAUGAUAGAGGAUUGAACUCUGACCCAAUCUGUGGUUCUCCAUCCAGGCAGACCAAGGAGCAGGUUACUAAGAAGGGGGGUCCCAACCUCAAACUGGGCCCCCAGGGAGACAAGAAGCCUGGUCAGAUAAUGGGGGACCCUCGAAAGGACAACACCAUGGACCUUGGUCAGCAUAUAAAGGUCUGUUUAUAAAGUGUGCGUGUGUGCUUGCAUGUCUGUGUGAGUGCCUACUUCUUUGCAUGCAUGUGUCUUUCUGUGAGACAUAGAAAAUACAGUAUGUCUGUAAUUCCUGUGUGUGUAUGUGUGUCAGCUGGAGGAGAUGGUGAACACCCUAGAGAGGACCAGACAGGAGCUGGACGCUACCAAGCAGCGCCUCUCGUCUACCCAGCAGUCCCUGCAGGAGAGGGACGGUAACCUGACCAACAUGAGACAGGAGCGCAGGAAACAGCUGGAGGAAAUCCUGGAGAUGAAGUAAGUCACGGGAUGUCGUGCUGUACAUCAGCAGAGCAAUGAAACAUGUUCAUAUUCAUGUUCAUAUUCUGUUUAACAAUGGUUAUCAAAAAGAGCUGCAGUCAAAUCAUUCAAAUAGGUCAAGGAUAUAAAGCAGAACUGGCUUGGUCGUGUGAAUGCUCAAAUGCCAUGUCAAUACUUUUUUGUUUCUCUUAAAUAGAGAGAAAUGGUUAAAGAUGCUAUCUUCAGAUAUGGGAAAGAUGCAUGUUUUGUCUCAGCUGUGCUGACUGGUAUCUUUCUCUCUUGUCUGUCUAUAGACAACAGGCCCUGCUGGCAGCCAUCAGUGAGAAGGAUGCUAACAUCGCCCUGCUAGAGCUGUCUGCCUCUGGGAAGAAGAAGACCCAGGAAGAGGUUCUGGCUCUGAAGAGGGAGAAGGACAGAUUAAUGCACCAGCUAAAACAGCAGGUCAGGCCUGGUGACACAACUCAGGUAGCCAUUAUAUUCAACCUUUACUCAGGGUCCAUUCCAUUUCAAUUAAGUCAAUUCAGUAAGUAAACUGAAAUUUUAAUUGGAAUUGGAAUUUCAGUUUACUUCCUGAAUUGACUGAAUUAAAAUGGAAUUGACUCCAACCCUGCCUUUAUGUACACAGGUUUGUCUCAUUGAGAUCCAAAAAUAAUAUUUUGCAGGAAGGACCUGCUCACGAUAGAAGCAGUUGUUCCGUUAUAAGCUUAUUUCAGCUACUCAGUUGCUACUCUCUCGCUGCUAACUCAAUCAAGUCCUUCCAUUCAUAAUGACUAACUCAGUGUUUGGGUCUCUCGUGUUAAAUUGUAGCACUUACGUUUUUGUGUUUUAUUCCACAGACACAGAGCAGGAUGAAGCUAAUGGCAGACAACUAUGAAGACGACCACUACCACCCCCAUACCCCCUUCCAUGCCCAACCCCAGCAACCCCACCCGGGUCCCCAGCCUCAGCCACAGUCCCCCCAGCACCAGUACCAGCAUCCUCCACAUCCCCAGCAGCAGCAGCAGCCCCCGUACCCCCAUGCCCCACACCCCCAGCACCCCCAGCCCCCACCCCAACAACACCCUCACCCCCAGCAGCCUCAACAGCAGUACCCCCCUCACCCCCAACAGCACCCGCAGGGGCACCCCCAACAGCACCUGCAGGGGCACCCCCAACAGCCCCCACCCCAGCACCAACACCAACCACGGCCUCAGCACCCGCUGCAAGCCCAGCACCCACACUCACAACAACAACACCCCCACCCAGGACAGCAUCCCCACGGGCCUCCGCCACAGCAGCAGCACCCCCACCCCCAACAGCACCCACAGCAGCACCCUCACGGCUCCCCGCAGCAAGCCCCCCACCCCCAGCACCCACACCCCCAGCACCCCCAGCAGCACCCCCAUCACUCUCCCCAUGCCCCGCAACAGCAAGGCGGGCACCCCCGCCACCCACCCCCACACCACCGUGGAGGACCAGGGCCUGCCAGAGGACCCCCCCAUGCCGGCCACCGCCCCUCCCACGACCAGGUCACUUGUCUCCCUUUCUUGUGUUUACAAUCAGGGGCUUGAUUCAUAAAGCAUCUCAGAGUAGCAGUGCUGAUCUAGGGUCAUAUUAAUUAUGCAAAACUGAGACGUUUUAUGACUACGGGCCCAGAACUCUGAUUGUAAGGCUUUUACUCUUUGUAGCUACUAAAGUGGUGCACGUACUCUACUUAUUCAAAGCCAUAUUCUCUUAUUUACUCAGAAUGUAUUGCAUUGCCAUUGCCAACUCUAAAGAGAACCCUUUAAAUGGUUGACAUUAUGGCAAAUAUUUAGGUCCAUUAUGUUUUUGCAAUAACAGAUGUUUUUGCGGACAAUAUUAGACAAAAAGCAGGCUGUCCCUCUGUAUCCUGUCCUCCUUGUGGUGUGGUGGUCUAAUGGCCAGAGUGUGCAUCGUGCGUCUAAAUCUAUGUUUAGAUGAACUCUAAGGCUGCGUCUCAAAUGGCACCCUAUUCCCUGUACUGCACUGCUUUUGACCAGAGCCCUGUGAGAACUCUACUGCAGUGCCUUCCUGGUGGGAGGUCAAAAUAGACCCAAUGUUUAUUCUCAGCUUUGCUCAACAGUCAUGCCUGGAUCAAGCUGACCACUGUUAACCCAUUCAACCAAUACUGUCUGUAAAUAUUAUAGAGUGGGCCUUUAAUUAACUUGUGCAAUGCAGAUUGGAUUGAAAAGCAAAAACCAGAUUUACGAUGCCUUGAUGCCUUUGCUAUCCUCUAUAAUAAUCCUAUAUACAGUGUAACAUUAUCAUGACUCUUAAUCUACUGCUUUCAAUCAUUUCUCUACUGCAUAUUUACCUACUCAUGACAUGCUUUCAGAUAAUAACCUUUGACCUAUACUAACUCCUGUUAACCCUUUCUACUCUCUUCACUUCCUGCUUUUCUGCCGGCCUAUAACACUGUCACCAAUAGGAUGACGAGGAGGGCAUUUGGGCAUAAUCGUGUCCAUGAUGACAACCAAAGCUCUGACGUUCUGAGGGGUGAGAUGUUUUGAAACACAGAUUUUUCCUACCUUUUCGCUUUCACUUCCUGUUUUCUCUUCGGUUCUUCUGUUCUAUAUCUCUGUGUUAGGAGUGUGCUGUGGUUUUAUUUGUUUAGCUAACUGAUGAGUAUCUCUCUCUCUGUCUGUGUCUGUGUCUCUCUCUCUCUCUCUCUCUCUCUCUCUCUCUCUCUGGGUCCUAGAUGAUUCAGUCACUAUUGGAAGAGCACAGCCAUGCCAUGAUGCUGAAACACAUUGACCAAACAUUUGUUACCGCCACACAAUCCACACUUCAAAAUGGGGCCUUUAUUUUUUACUGAGGAUGAGGAAGAUGAUGAAGCAGGUGGGAGGGCCAGACGAAGACACUGAUAGUUGAGCAGGUAAAAUGUAUUUCUAGAUUCAGUAACACUUGAUUUGGAGAGUCCCCUUUAGGUGUAACUUUCCGAAAAUUCCUUGGUUUUCCAGAAAUCGCGGUUGGAAGAUUCCUGGAUUUCCUGAUUAUUCACUCCUAAUUCCAGGAAUCUUUCAAGUGGGAUAUCAGGAAAACCUGGGAAAGUUACCUGAAUUUUGCAAUCCUAGUCCCCUUACAGAAUGUUUGUAGUCCCCUGUUGCUCAGUUGGUAGAGCAUGGCACUUGCAACGUCAGGGUUGUGGGUUCGUUUCCCACGGGGGGCCAGUAUGAAAAUGUAUGCACUCACUAACUGUAAGUCGCUCUGGAUAAGAACGUCUGCUAAAUGACUAAAAUGUAAAAUGUUGUAGAUAUAGGAUAAAGCACUGUGAGUUACUGUUUAGUAACUGUUUAGUGUUCAUUCAACAAUCACUGUAAAAGGACAGGAACGACUGUAGUGCUAAUUGCACCAUUGUGUGUAUUUUUACAGAUGACUGAGGAGCCAUCAUGUGAAGAGCACUCUACAGACAUUAGAGAAACUGGUCAGCUCUUUGAGAGUGACUCUGUGGAGGAUGAGUGGCCCUACACAGACACAGAGGUGCUGUCUGUGAAGUUAGACUGGGUUGGACAGACUGGGUCCCCCUCAGACAGACACAGACAGACAGAUGAGCUGUCUGGUCUCAGCUCCGUGGUCCUGCUCACACAACCAAACUCACACAGCCGCUCUGGCCCAGUUGUGAAGCUGCACAGCUCCCCUGUCCGUCCGUCCCCAAUCUCACCAACCUGCAUCUAAUUGGUUCACUCUCCUGACUCCACCUUGCUUACCUGAGCUGCCCUGUUUACCUGAUUUGCCCCGCCCUAUUCAUCCCAGGCUGGCUCUGAUUGGCUCCCCUGCCUGUCAGUCUCCUCCCUACUGACAGUAUUCACAGCACUUCGUUUACUCAUAUGUUGUUUUUUGUUGUUUUCUCUUUUUCAGAAAUAGCCUGCUCUCUUCCCACAUAUUUUAGGAAGUGCCAUACAGUUACAGCUUCAGUUAACUUUUAAAUUGUUGUGCUACUUGUUUUUAUCUUCUAAUUACCUUUUGUUGAGAGUGUUUCAUCUGCAGUACUUGACUAUGGCUAUGAUUGCUUUGUGUUAAGUGCAUCAGAACAAGGAAGAGGAACCAAUAGGCAGCCACUACAGCUCUUAUCAGACCAAUAGGCAGCCACUACAGCUCUUAUCAGACCAAUAGGCAGCCACUACAGCUCUUAUCUGACCAAUAGGCAGCCACUACAGCUCUUAUCUGACCAAUAGGCAGCCACUAAAGCUCUUAUCGGACCAAUGGGCAGCCACUAAAGCUCUUAUCGGACCAAUGGGCAGCCACUGGCCUUGCCUCUAGUACUGAAAGUUUACUUGUGCUGUUAAUGUGCAGUCUGGCAUGGCCUUAUGGGUAGGGCCCUGUAGUAGGGGUUUGCAGGGCCUUUGGGCUUAGGGCUGCCAACUGUGUAUCUAUCCUGUUACCUCGGUUGAUAACCAGACACAGUCAGAACUCCAAUCUAUGCAGACGUCAGAACUAAUAAUGCAGCUUUUAUCCAGUCAUGAGUCAAGGGCACCAAUCAAAAAGCAUUUAGAUGUCUUAAACCAGUACCAGUACCAAUCAGAAUGGUAUUUUCAGAACAUACACCAAUCAGAUUACAUGAUGGUGUGUUUCUCAACGUUAUAUGCACCUAUGCACCUCCUCCUCCCCUGUUUCAGGGAUACUUCUAAUGGUGCUUUUAGAUCACUGGUGCUCACAACAUGAUGUUCUACCAGAGACACAGCCAAGGGACAUGGCCAUUGGACAUUGUGCAACCAUGUCACUAAAUAGGGAUGUUGAUCCCAAAACCUGGCUUGCUUAUGAACUGUAGAAGACUGUAUUGUAUGUAGGAUCAGCUGGAGAGACUCUGAGAGAAUGGGACAGGAAUAUAUACAUUUAAUGCCAUCCAUGGGCACCCAGGUGUAUGAGAUUUCCUGCCAUACCUUUAUAGUCCUCUCUCCCUCCUCCCUCCUCUUCUUCAUCCUCUCGUCUCCUCCUUUCUUCUUAUCUUUCAGCAGUCAGUCUGUGCUAACCCAAACCCAAACCUAGUGACUCGUUCAUAUUGUAUACAUAUUAUAGAUAUAUAUAGAGAGAGAUCUAUAGUCUAUAUGUGGUCAGAAUACUGUGUCAGAAAAUAAUAUUGAGGAUAAAAAUACAUGGUUUUGUAUUUUUCAAACUGGCCUGAGGAUAAAAAAACAUUAAUUGUGUGGAGUAACAUUUGUGACUUUCCGCUGUUUUGUACAUUCCAAGAAAAACUUAGCAGCAAGUAACAUUCCCUGUAUGAAAACAGACUGGCUCUCACAAAGGAAAGUCUGGCCUAAGGAACCUUGAGACACAGUCCAAAGGAAAGAAGACCAUUCCAUUCUCAUUUAGAAGAGCUGUUACAUUCCUGUUGCAGUGUGAUAAAUAUUUUUUGAGACACACACACUCACUAUAGUAUCAAUGAGAUUAUUUCUGAAACUUGCACUUGGGAGUGAGGACUAUCACUACCAUCGUUAAAGUGGAGGUUUGGAGUGACUCCGUGGUUGCAGAUGCAUUAUCCAGACAGUCUCUGUGUUGUGUGUUUGUUUGUUGUCGUCGUCAAUGUCAUUGUCCCGGUGUAUCCAGAUGUGGUGACAUACGUGACAGUUGAGUGUGUAGAGAACAACAAAAACCCUUCCAUUGGCAAAACACUCCCCCUCCACCACUACCACCACUCCCCCUCCACCACUACCACUCCCCCUCCACCACUACCACCACUCCCCCUCCACCACUACCACUCCCCCUCCACCACUACUACCACUCCCCCUCCACCACUACCACCACUCCCCCUCCACCACUACCACCACUCCCCCUCCACCACUACCACCACUCCCCCUCCACCACUACCACCACUCCCCCUCCACCACUACCACCACUCCCCCUCCACCACUACCACCACUCCCCCUCCAGCCUCCAUCCUCCAUGGUGUGUGUGUGUGUGUGUGUGUGUGUGUGUGUGUGUGUGUGUGUGUGUGUCUCCUUGUGGCUGAUAUCGUGACUGUUGUAGAAAGGUGCCCCAUUCUCCAACGGGUACCAAACAAAACGUGA
Molecule: messenger RNA, 25424 nt
Organism: Coregonus sp. 'balchen'
Lineage: Eukaryota; Metazoa; Chordata; Actinopteri; Salmoniformes; Salmonidae
Source: the annotation of a GenBank genome assembly